Molecule: messenger RNA, 657 nt
Organism: Didymodactylos carnosus
Lineage: Eukaryota; Metazoa; Rotifera; Eurotatoria; Philodinida; Philodinidae
Source: the annotation of a GenBank genome assembly
AUGACCGCUAAACAUAGCCAGGUAUUAUGCGAACCAAGUCGCAUUGAUGAUCCAUCUGAAUCACGAGCAUCAUUGAAAAAUGCACAAGAAGCUCUCAAAGAUAUUAAUGAACUCAACAAAGAGCAUAAAAAUUUCGAUCUCGAAACAAAAGAUAUCGCUCAACAGCGUAUGUCGUUGAAAACUGCAGAAGAAUUUAUCAAGAAAUUAGAUGAAAGAGAAGGAGUAAGAAAUUCAAGGAUUUUAUCACCAACUUCUACCCAAAAUAUUAAAAAUCAAGUGUCAGAGAGUAGAAAAUCAGAGAUGAAAAUAAUUCAAGAAAGCAAAGAACAAAAAAAACAAUUAAAUCAAGAACAUCAGAUAAAAUCCAAGAGAAUAUCAAAACAACGAAGACAGAUGCAAAAUAUAAAACAGCAGCAAUACCAGGAUGAAAGACGACACCAAAAAAUUGAACAAGAGAAACGACAAGCUAAGAGCACGAGUGGUAGUCAUAGCCAAACUGCACAGCAAGAACCAAAUAACAAGCAAACUGGUAAUCUGCCAACAGCACAUGAUCAAAAAGUUCACCAGAAAGACAUUAAGUUCAAAGCCCAGAUGGACAAUUCAGGCAAAUACAGAGCCCUAAAUCAGUUGAACAAAGAAAACAAGUGGAAAAUGUAA